CCCGGAAGUGGGGCGGUCACGGCAGUGCGGCUCCUGCAGCGGCUUACUCCGCGGACUUCUCGCGUCCUGCUGAGAUGGCGAACGCGGCUACACCUGCAGCUGCAGACUCCACCCUGCCUCCGCCUUUGGAGCAGCUCCGGCACCUUGCAGGGGAGCUGCGGUUCCUCCUUCCUGGAGUGCGGGUCGGCGAAGCCCGGGAGACCACCAAAGAGUUUGAUCGGGAAACCUUUUGGAGGAGACUCCGUGAGGCAGCUAUGGCAGUGUCAAGGACAGCCACGACUCUGACUGAAGUCUUCUCUCGACUUCCACUGCCGUCACCACAGGAAACCCAGAAGUUCUCUGAACAAGUCCAUGCUGCCAUCAAGGCAAUUAUUGCAGUAUACUAUUCGCUUCCCAAGGAUCAGGGAAUCACCCUGCGAAAGCUGGUACGGAGUGCCACUCUGGACAUCGUGGAUGGCAUGGCUCAGCUUGUGGAAGUGCUUUACAUCACUCCAACUCAGAGCCCUGAGAACCUUAUCUCCUACAACAGUGUCUGGGAGGCAUGCCAGCAGGUGCCUCGGAUCCCAAGAGAUAACAAAGCUGCAGCCCUUUCAGUGCUGACAAAGAGUGUGGAUCUUGUGAAGGAUGCACAUGAGGAAAUGGAGCAGGCUGUGGAAGAAUGUGACCCUUACUGUGGCCUCUUGAGUGACAUUGAGGAGGACAACUCUGACAACCAUGGUGAUGAGGAUAUAUUGGGAUGGCCAAGCAAUCGCGACUCAUAUUGGUCAGAGGAGGAUCAGGAGCUCAUAAUCCCGUGCCUUGCACUGGUGAGAGCAUCCAAAGCCUGCCUGAAGAAAAUCCGGCUCUCAGUGGCAGAGAAUGGGAAGAAGGAUCAGGUGGCCCAGCUGGAUGACAUUGUGGACAUUUCUGAUGAGAUCAGCCCUAGUGUGGAUGAUUUGGCUCUGAGCAUAUACCCACCUGUGUGCCAUCUGACUGUGCGAAUCAAUUGUGCAAAACUUGUAUCCGUUUUAAAGAAGGCACUUGAAAUUACAAAAGCAAGUCAUGUGACCCCACAGCCAGAAGAUAGUUGGAUCCCUUUACUUAUUAAUGCUGUUGAUCAUUGCAUGAACAGAAUCAAGGAGCUCACUCAGCAUGAAGUUGAAUUAUGAAUUUUCAGGCUCAUUUGUACUCUCCUCUCUCCCUUUCUUACUGUUGCAGCCAAGCUCUGAUGUCUGCUUUUAGAAUGGGGCUAGGAUACUUUCUGGACCGAAAAGGGAGGUCCUAUCUAUACUUAUCAAGAGACACUAUUACCAAAGUUUGUUGAUUAGGCCAAACUGGCAAUUAUUUAUAAACCAUAUGAGUAUGAUAUGUUUUUCUGUGCCAGAUAUAAAAGAUAACUAUGAGUUUUUGUUCUUGAGUUGCCUCUCAGAGAUUCCUGGGGAAGCUGCCUUAUUCCCUAUUUGCAGUAAAGUGUGUCGUUUCAUUGUUAAAGAUGUUGAUAGUCUCAAUAAAAUGCUAACCUGCUAGUGGUUAAAUGAGUACCUUUCCAAAGUGUCUUUUCCACCAGAAAUAUGUGGGUUGAGACUAACAACAUUGCUUUUGUUUAGGUUUAUAGGUCUAAAGAUCUGAUUCUGAUCAGAAAUAUAUUUAGAAGAAAAAGACGACUUUUUUUAGAGCAGAUGUCUCCAGAACCCCUCUUAGUACUUCAGCAUGUUAUAGAAUAUAAUUAUUCUUACCAGAAAGUUCUUCUGAAUAUUAUUCUAGUUUACUCCAUGCAUCUAUUGGUAUUGAGCUUGUGAAAAUUAAUAAAGGGAAACAUUCUUUAAAAUGGAGUUGAGGGCUUCCCUGGUGGCGCGGCGGUUGAGAAUCCGCCUGCCGAUGCAGGGGACACGGGUUCCUGCCCCGGUCCGGGAAGAUCCCACAUGCCGCGGAGCGGCUGGGCCCGUGAGCCAUGGCCGC
This is a messenger RNA of Physeter macrocephalus (sperm whale), 1938 nucleotides long. RefSeq names its product cyclin D1 binding protein 1 (gene CCNDBP1). Gene Ontology annotation, cellular component: nucleus. The transcript has 11 exons. Lineage: Eukaryota; Metazoa; Chordata; Mammalia; Artiodactyla; Physeteridae. The coding region runs from base 75 to 1148 and encodes 357 amino acids. The record is from RefSeq and is a predicted model, not a curated record. Gene Ontology annotation, biological process: regulation of cell cycle.